Chara braunii is the source of this 4583-nucleotide messenger RNA. The record is from the annotation of a GenBank genome assembly. NCBI's taxonomy places the organism in Eukaryota, Viridiplantae, Streptophyta, Charophyceae, Charales, Characeae.
UCAAGAACACAGUUGUGUAUAAGAGACAGGAGAGAGAGAGAGAGAGAGAGAGAGAGAGAGAGAGAGAGAUCAGUGUCAUAGUGUUGUUGUAAGUACAGCAGUAGCGACCAUGGCGGACCUAAUUGGCGAUGCGGAUGAGGCAUGGAAAAAGGAGAAGGGAGGCGAGUCGGACAAAAGCUUUGAGCAAUUGGAGAGGGAGUUUCAGGAUGUGCUCCAGGAUCUCCUUGGAGACAAAACUUUGGACAGGUUCAGGAUUGAGUAUGAGAAGCUGCACAGGGCCUUGAAGAAGUCUCACGAGAGCGAAAAGCGGUUGAUGAAAAAAUGUCGGGAGUUGAAUUCAGAGAUUGUAUCAAAUGCUGCCAAGGUCCAAAGUGCAUUGAAGCUCAGCGAAGAGGACCAACAUACCAUUCUGGCUUUGAAAAAGGAGAUCGAGAAGGCAUGGAAGAUGGUGGAUACAAGCCACGAGAAGGAGGCGAAGGCGAAAGAGAAUAUCCAACAGCUGAAGACGGAAAUCGCCAGCCUGAGCCGGCUGGUGGAGCAAGGGUCAGGAAUGAAUAUGGGCCAAGAGAGCACGUUGAACGAGCUGCUGAGGCAGAAGGAGGAGUUGAUGAGGGAGAAGGAAAACCAGAUGAGCCAGUUGAUGAGCCUCCGGGAGGAGGCAACUCAGGCCUCAGAGCGAUGCAGGAUAGCGGAGCAUGAGAAGGCCUCGAUGGAGCAGGAGCUAUCGAAACUUCGUGACAGCAUAGCUGCAAAGAAAGCGGAGGGAGAAAGGGAGCUGAAGAAGAAGGACAGGUUGGAGAAGGAGUUGAAGGAGCUGAAGCAGUCCUUAGAGGUGAAGCAACAGGAGAUCAAGGAGAAGCAGACAGCUGUCACACAAGGACAAGAACAAGUCAGCAAGCUCGAGCAUAUGCUACGUGAACACAAGGCCGCAAACGACAAACUUCAAAAGGACUAUGAGAUGCUUAAUCAGAAGGUGGUGAAGCUGCACCAAGACUUGGAGGAACAGAUACACACAAACACUCAGCUUCUGGCCGACAACUCGCAGCGCCACGUGGAGCUGAAGGUGAAGGAGGAGGAGAUUACAUCGAUCAAAGCAGAGGCGGCGAGAGUAAACAAGCUGAGAGAGAAUACCAUCAGCAAGAUCAAGGUGUUGGAGAAGCAAAAGCUAGAGGUGGAGAAGCAAAGGGAUGACCUGAAGCAAGAGGUGAGCACCUUGGACAGGGAGGUGGAUGCGCAGCGCCGGAUGUUGGAAUUGGAAAGGAAGAAGCAGGAGGAGCUAAUGAGGGAGAAGGACAUUCUGAACAAGGUGAAGACGCAAGCAGAGCAUGCAGCGCAGAAGCAUUUGGAUCUGAUCAGGAUCAACGAAGGAACAGCGAAGAACCUUGAGCAGGAGAUACAAGGGUACAAGGCGGAAGCGCAGAAACAGGCGAGGGUAAUUUUCCACCUGGAGAAGGAGAGGGAGAAGUAUGGAACCGAGGCAUCCGAGGCCACUAACAAGUACAUGCAAGCUCUGGAAGAAGUCAAGAUGCGAGAGAUGACAAUCAUCGAGCUACAGAAGAAGAUCGUCGAAGCCGAGAGCAAGAUGAAACAGCAACAGACACUCUACGAGGCCGUGCGAGGGGACCGGAACCUGUACAGCAAGAACCUCAUCGAGAGCCAGGACGAAAUCGGCGAGAUGAAACGCAAGUUCAAGAUCAUGAAUCAUCAGAUACAACAGUUGAAGGAAGAGAUUGCUACCAAGGAUUUGGCGCUCGUCAAGGAGCAUUUUGACCACAUGAAGGUGGAGAAGGAGAAGGAGGCACUGCGUUUCGAGAUGAACAAAGCCCAGCAGCAGAUCAACGAAGCAGAAUCCGCCAUCGCCAGCCAGAAAGCGGAGAUCGAGAAGCUCAACCACAUCAUCAACGAAGCCGAUCAGGAGCAACUCCGACAGAAGAAGGAGUACGACAUGGUGAUCAACGAGCGCGACAUCCUCGGAACGCAACUGAUUCGCCGCAACGACGAGCUUGCGCUCCUCUACGAGAAGAUCAAGAUUCAACAGUCGACGCUCAACAAAGGUCAGAUUCAGUACCGCGAUCGCGUGAACGAGAUACGAGUGUUGAAGAUCAAGCUUGCGGAUCUGAAGAGGGAGUUGUCCAUCCUCAUCAACAGUGUACAAAACAUCGAUGUGCUCAAGCGGGAGGUCCACCACUUGGGCAGGGAGCUACUCCAGGAGCGGACGAAGGUCAAGGCGUUGUCCGAGGAGCUUGAAAACCCGCUGAAUGUCCACAGAUGGCGAAAACUCGAAGGAAGCGACCCUACGAGCUACGAGAUGAUACAGAAGAUUCAGACGCUUCAGAAGAGACUGAUAGCAAAGACGGAGGAGGUGGUGGAGAAGGACAUGCUGAUCCAGGAGAAGGAGAAGCUAUACGUGGAGCUUAAGAACAUCCUGGCUAGGCAACCGGGGCCCGAAGUGAUGGAACAACUCGCGGUUUAUCAACAACACCUUAGGGAAAAGACGAGACAGAUGAAGGCCAUGGUAAGUGAACUCAACAUGUACCAAGUGCAGGUGAACGAGUACAAGUACGAGAUCGAGCGGCUCACUCGAGACCUUGACGAAAUGAAGAGGAAGUACUAUGAUCAAAAGAGGCGCGACCAGGUGGAGAGAGACAGGAAGAGGGCGGAAUCGCAACACCUAGGGGGGCUUACCACUGUGAAACCCGUGCUGCCACUGUUGGCGGCCAGGUUCACGGGGGGAGGGUUCAACGUCGACGUUCAUGCUGGAUCCAAAGCGAAACAAUAUGUCGAACCUGUGGAUGCAGAACGAGCGCCAGGUGCAGAAGGGGAAAAUCUGCUCAAACAUACAAAAGAAGGGAUAAACGUCAGUUACAGCAAGGGGACAGACCUUUCCGAGAAAGAAUCGGGCCAGAAAAGAAGAAGGGAGGAUGAUCCGCCAGAGGCAAAGGGAACCAAAGGAACAAACGCGUCAGGAGAGGGGUCAGAAGGUGAAGGAAUGGAGUUCGAUCUGACAGGGGACCAGGCGGACGACGAAGCAGGUGGGAAAAUUCCCAAACCAGAUGUUGUGUCCACAGAAGAUGAAGACCGCUCCAAACGGUCCUUAACUUGGCUCAGGCACUAUGUGGAAAAAGCAAAAMGGGAAAGGGAACAUGCUUUYGAUGUCCGGGUAGCAUGCCUGAAACACGCCAAGAGAUCCCAGGUGAAUGGGAAAAAGGAUGCCAUCACAGGAAACAACACCUCCUCCRAUCAGUUCGCAGUCCUUCAAAAAGCCAAAGCGGAGGAAUUUUCAGAAUAYGCAGCAUUYAGAUAUGCAGAAAAGAAGAGGGCAAGGGAACAAGGUACAGAGGAYAAGGACAAAACCAUUCCCACAACCAAGGACAACUUUCAGGAUCUGCGUCCCAAGGCAAGGAAAACAGGCAAAAACCAGAAAAGAAGGGACACCAACAAUGACCAAACCGAAGUGGAGGAGAAAUCAGAGCGCGAUCUUUUGGAAAAAGAAGCUGCARUGGUACUAUCUCAAACCGAAAAACUGAGAAAAUGGAACAAAGAAUAUGYACCUGAAUUCACAACCAUCACUCAGAUUGCGGAGGGAAAAGCCCCAAUGGUAGUGGAGUCGGCCAAAGCAGCCCGCAGAACACUGAGAAACAUCAGGCCGCUUAUCGCAGCCAGGUACGAGUCAAAGGCAAGAGAGUGGCAGAUCGCAACAGACAUAGCAUUCCAAAUCCCUCACUUUGUGGAAGGGGAAAAUGUGAUCAAAAGGCUCGAAAAUCAGGUAACGUUGGAAUCCCCAUUGGGACUGUUCGAGACGGUUGCAAUGGAGACAGACCUGGUUGGGAUCAGCACUCAAGAGGGCUCAGAAAAUGUUCGUAAUGGAAAGGGAGAAUCAGGCAGAAACUCCCCAAGAGCCUUCUCCCCCCUGAUAGCCAAGAUGCCAGAGUCCACACAGUUAAGUUCAGGGAUGAUUUGGAGACCUUGGCGAACGGUGGCCGAAGUACCAUACAACRUCCUUGCUGGCAUUGGAAUUUCGGCAGAGCUGACGGCCACAGCAAUGGCACACAUCCUUGAGGCAGGUCAGCUGGACGGAGAUGGAGAUCUGGAUGCGAGAGCCUAUGCCACGGACAGCGAAAGAUUCUAUAGGAGUGAUGCCUCAGACUGCUCAUCGUGCGAGGGGGACGAUGAACGCGAGAAGACGGACCGGUUGACCGAUCUGGGAAAAGUUGAGAAUGGCCAAAUGAAAUCAGAGGGGACAGGAGGGUCAAAUUUAGAGAAGGAGUCGUCGGAGGGAACUACUGACCCCCUGCCCCGCGAGGACAAGGAGCUGAAGACUGACCAAGAAGAAGGGGGAAAGGACCUGUUAAUGGGUACCUCCUCACCUCCCCCUACUUAGACACCCGACAUCUUAGAUCAGCUAUCCCCUUGACCCACCCCAGCCGCGUCUAUGGAAAACUUUAAAAGAAGAGCGAACGAGGCGGGAAACUGGAUCGACUGGAAGAGCCAAGGCCUUCAAAUAAGAGCAAGAAUGUGUGAAUUCGAACUCAGCGACUCAAUGACCAAACAUUUCUUUGCCCGAAUCAAAGCAAAUUCAAGAG